Messenger RNA from Cryptomeria japonica (Japanese cedar), 2410 nucleotides. Its product is annotated as pentatricopeptide repeat-containing protein At1g12300, mitochondrial. The record is from RefSeq and is a predicted model, not a curated record. The transcript has a single exon. Lineage: Eukaryota; Viridiplantae; Streptophyta; Pinopsida; Cupressales; Cupressaceae. Bases 151 to 1980 code for a protein of 609 amino acids. Gene Ontology annotation, molecular function: protein binding.
AAAAGAUGGGGUAGUUUUAUAUCCUGAGAGGUGGGAUUAUAUUUGCUUUUAUGUUUAUUUAUUUGUUGACGGAACAAGGUUAACUGACGAGUAAUUUUUUAGGGUUUCAUUCUGCUCUGCCCACUGCUCGUUAACGAGCAUGAAGAUGAGAUGAUGCACAACUGGGAAUGGAUCCGCCCUCUCUUUAAACAGGUAGCUUCUCCUCCCCAUUCUUCAAAACAAUAUAAAACCUCAUCUCAACACACACUCAAACAGGAGAAAUUGCCUCACAAAUUUAAUGUUGUGCCGUUCGCUCAGUCCAUUACUGCCCUCUGUAAAUUGGGAAACACAAACAAUGCAUGGGAACUUUUACAUUCAGCCAUAACUAAACGCCUUCCUCUCAAUGUUGUUACCUUCAACGCGCUUUUAGAUGGGCUUGGAAACUCUGGUGAUUUCUUUAGAAUCAACUACCUUCUUGUUGAAAUGAAAGAGAUGGAAAUAAAUCCAAAUGUUAUCACUUAUAGCACCCUCAUAAAGGCUUUGUGUAAAUGGGAUCAAAUUGAGGAAGCACUUGGGAUUUUGCACAAAAUGAGGCAUGCUUGUUGUUUUCCUAACAUUGUUACAUACAGCACUCUGAUUGAUAGGAUCUGCAAAAGAGGUAAAGUAGAUGAAGCACUUGUUUUAUUUGCUGAGAUGAUACAAGCUGGCAUUUCCCCUAAUAUUAUUGUGCGCAAUACACUAAUUAAUGGUCUCUGCAAUGCGGGGAGAGAAGAUGAAGCUGUGAGGUUAGUAGCUGGAAUGAAAUAUAGUUAUUGUUCUCCAAAUAUAGUUACAUAUGCCACCCUGAUUGAUGGUCUUUGCAAAGUAGAAAGAGUAGAUGAAGCCCUAGGAUUAAUAGCUAAAAUGGUAGAAGAUGGUCAUUUUUUUAGCAGCUACAUUUAUAAUAUCAUGAUAAAUGGCUUUUCCAAGGCUGGAAAAGUGGACAAAGCCUACAAUCUGUUUGUACAAAUGAUGGAGUUCGGUCCUUUGCCCAAUGAAGUGACAUUUAGUACAGUUAUUAAUGGACUGUGCAAAGAUGGUAGGAUGGACAAGGCUUGGGAUUGUUUCCAUGACAUGUCCAAAAAGGGUUUACAGCCAAAUGUAAUUACUUAUAAUUCUUUGAUACGUGGUCUAUGUGAAUUAAAUGAGGUCGAAGAGGCUCAAAAGUUGUUCAAUGAGAUGCUAAGGGAAGGUUGCUCCCCAGAUGUUGUUACCUACAGCAUUCUAAUUGGUGGUUUAUGUCAGGGUAACAGAGAAAGAAAAGCAUUUACGCUUAUUUCUGAGAUGGAAAACAGGGGACUUGUUCCUGAUGUAAUAGCAUAUACUACGCUAAUACGUGCAUUCUGUAGAACAAGAGACAUGAACAUGGUAGGAAAGAUGUUAGAGGAGAUGGAAACAAGGGAUGUGAAACCUGAUGAAGUGACAUACAACAUUGUCAUUGAUGGUCUGUGCAAGGCAGGGGAUCUUUCUAGAGCACUUUCACUCAUGAAGAAGAUGCCAGAUGAAGGCUUGACUCCUAAUGCAACCACUUACGCUUGUCUGAUUGAUGCCCAUUGUAAAAUUGGUGAAAUAGAUAAGGCCUUGAAGUAUUUUUUUUCAAACAUGAAAGUGAUUGGUAUUACUCCAACUGUCGUAAUCUACAACAUAUUGAUUGAUUAUUUUUGCAAGGAAAACGAAAUUGAUAUGGCUUUCUCAAUGCUUAAUGAGAUGAGAUCAAAGGAUUUGGUUCCAGAUGUUAUCACAUACCAUAUUUUAUUACGCGCCUUCCGGAGAAGACAGGACCUUGAAAAAACUCUUUUGUUGAUGGAUCGAAUGAAGAAAGUAGGCUGUGCCCCAUGUGAUGCAAUUGUCAGAAUACUUGACUGGCUGCUUGAUGUUGGUCAAAAGAAAACAUUGAGAGACUUUGUAAAUGAUGAUUCUUUUAUUAGUUCAACAGAAUCUGUGCAACGUGGCAUUUUGUAAAAUAGUUUACGUGCCUUUUCUACUCUUCCAUGUUUUUCAUACAUCCCUAUUAGAGUUGUUUUAACAUUAUUACAAAGCUCCCGUUUCAGCGUAGGUAGGCCUUUGUUGCUACACCAUUUGUGUAAUUUCUAUAUUGAUUCUCAUCUAUUUUUCUGAUUUAAUUUCUCUGUUUUUAUCUGCAUCAGAAGAUUUAUUGGAUCGAAUGUUUGUGCUCUUGGCACCUCUAAUGUUUGUUGUCUUGAAACGUUUACAUUUUCAUGCCUUUCGCUUCCAAUCUCCUGCUAAUUCACACUCUUUUGCCCUCAUUCACUAUUUCUUCUUUUCCUCUGUGGUUUAACAGCUGUAACAAGUUGUUUGAUCAUCGCAUUUUCUUGGUAGAUGUGGUCUCUUUCACAGCUUCCUUUUACUUUUCAUCUGGCUGUGCUGAAUU